This is a messenger RNA of Komagataella phaffii GS115, 1773 nucleotides long. Its product is annotated as D-lactate dehydrogenase, oxidizes D-lactate to pyruvate, transcription is heme-dependent. Gene Ontology annotation, biological process: lactate catabolic process. Gene Ontology annotation, cellular component: mitochondrion. The record is from RefSeq and is a predicted model, not a curated record. Bases 1 to 1773 code for a protein of 590 amino acids. Gene Ontology annotation, molecular function: D-lactate dehydrogenase (cytochrome) activity; FAD binding; D-lactate dehydrogenase (NAD+) activity. Lineage: Eukaryota; Fungi; Ascomycota; Pichiomycetes; Pichiales; Pichiaceae. The transcript has a single exon.
AUGUUGAAAUUUGGAAGAAUUUGUAGGUCUUUUGCCCAAUAUUCCAAAGUUAGCAACAGUGUAUCGAAAACAAAGCCAGAAAUUCCUAAACUGAAAUCAUUAAAUGACAAUGCCUCCCGUAACGACAAGGCACUUACGACUUUUCAAGGCCCAUCAGCCAGCGGAUCUGGCAAUAAUACCAUCAAAUUGGGGUUAGCCCUGACUCUUGGUGUUGUUAUAGGAUCAUUAUCUUCGGCUUAUUCAAUCAGUGAAAAGCCUCCACCUUUUCUUUUCCCUAAAAGUAGUACCACUCCAUUGAAAGGUAUAAUUGCUCCACAAUACGCUAAUGAGAAAACUAUAGAACAGUGUCGCACUAAACUUGAGCAAGUACUUGGAAAAGAGAACGUUGUUACUACAGAAGAGACGAUCAAGAGUCACAAUGACACUUACUGGAACAGUCAUCAUCCCGAGAGUACCCAAUUUCCCAAAUAUGUAGUUUAUGGUACGUCAACGGAGCAAGUGUCCGAAAUAAUGAAGAUAUGUCACGAAUACUCUGUCCCAAUAGUACCAUUUACAGGAGGAACAUCUUUGGAAGGACAUUUCAUAUCCACAAGAUCAGGAAUUUCUUUAGAUCUCUCUCGUAUGGACAAAGUCUUGGAGCUGCAUAAAGAAGACCUUGAUGUUGUAGUGCAGCCAGGUGUCGGAUGGGAGACAUUGGCUGACUAUUUAGAUGAUUAUGGACUUUUGUUUGGACCAGAUCCAGGACCGUCGGCCUGUAUUGGUGGAAUGGUGGGUACUUCGUGCUCUGGAACUAAUGCCUCCAGAUACGGAACGAUGAAAGAAAACGUUCUGAAUUUGACCGUUGUCCUCGCAGAUGGAACAAUCAUAAAGACCAAACAGAGGCCCACUAAGUCGUCUGCAGGUUAUAAUUUAACAGGAUUAUUCAUUGGUAGUGAAGGAACACUUGGAGUCGUCACUGAGGCAACUUUAAGACUGCACGUGAAACCACCUUUUCAAACAGUGGCAGUGGUAGCUUUUCCUGGAAUUAGGAAUGCUGCCAGCACUGUAGCUGAUAUUGUUGGACGAGGUCUUCAAGUGGAUGCAAUGGAAUUAGUUGAUGACAACAUGAUGAGGUACAUAAACGCCAGUGGUGAGACUACACAGAAGUACAACGAAGUUCCAACCUUAUUUUUCAAGCUUGGAGGUCCUACGAAAAAUGCUGUAGAUGACUUAAAAAAGACAGUGAAAGAUAUCGCAGACCACUACGGCGCAGUUAAAAUGCACUAUGCCUCAGAGGAGGACGAGAAAUUGGAAUUAUGGAACGCUAGAAAGGUAGCUUUGUGGUCGACAAUCAACUAUGGUCGAGAGAGCAUUUCCCCAGAUAUCCAGGUUUGGACCACCGAUGUAGCGGUUCCUAUUUCCAGGUUGCCCGAUGUUCUACUUGAAACUAAGAAAGAUAUAGACUCUUCCGGCCUUCCAUCCUCAAUGGUUGGCCAUGCUGGGGAUGGAAACUUCCAUGUAUUUUUGCUUUACAAGAAGGAUCAACACGAAAGAGCUGCUCGGAUAGUUGAUAGAAUGGUCCAAAGAGCUAUAGCUAUGGGUGGAACAUGUACAGGUGAACAUGGAGUAGGGUACGGGAAAAGGGGUUUCCUUUUAGAGGAAGAUGGCCACGACACAGUAGAUUUAAUGCGCAAGAUCAAGUUUGCUAUUGAUCCUAAGCGUAUACUCAAUCCUGAUAAGAUAUUCUCGAUUGAUCCCAACGAUGAUCCUUUAAAUCCUUUAGUACAUAGCUAG